This is a messenger RNA of Osmerus eperlanus (European smelt), 1568 nucleotides long. RefSeq names its product B-cell receptor-associated protein 29-like. NCBI's taxonomy places the organism in Eukaryota, Metazoa, Chordata, Actinopteri, Osmeriformes, Osmeridae. Gene Ontology annotation, cellular component: endoplasmic reticulum membrane; endoplasmic reticulum. The transcript is spliced from 8 exons. Gene Ontology annotation, biological process: intracellular protein transport; endoplasmic reticulum to Golgi vesicle-mediated transport. The coding region runs from base 362 to 1081 and encodes 239 amino acids. The record is from RefSeq and is a predicted model, not a curated record.
UAUUAGAGGAGGAAUAGAUCAUGUUUAGCUCUGGACGUCAAAUUAUUGUUUGAUUAUGUGAAACCCAAAGCGUGCCACCAAAAAAAGAAGCAGAAAUAAAGUUGAUUUGAAAUUGGACAACUCAAUAGUAUUUCCUUAAGCAAAAUAAUCUCAUUUUUGUUGGUGUCGAGAGCGCGCCUGGCGACGUAAAUGCAGAUUUUGAGUAGUGCGGAAGUAAUGAAGGAAAGUUGACUGGUGGAAAACGCUACGUUGAAUGUUGGUGCUUUCAGGAAGUGGGCUGGGGACCAAGUUUUGUGUCCACACUUGUUAAAACUUUCCAAGCCGUCUGAGGGGCAGAAAUCCAUUUACCCGAUCUCUGGAGAUGACGCUACAGUGGACUGCAGUAGCUCUUUUCCUGUACGUGGAGAUUGGAAUCCUCCUCAUCUUCUGCCUGCCCUUCAUUUCAGCAAGGAGAUGGCAGAAUAUAUUCCAGUUGAGUAUUUGGAACCGGGUGGCCCGAUUUGGGAACAAGUUUUUCCUCACCAUGAUCAUUGUUCUGGUUGUCCUCUUCCUCGAUGCUGUGCGAGAGGUGAGGAAGUACUCUGGGUCGGAGCAGAGCAAAGACCCCAAGCUGCAUCCCAACAUGUUUGACCACCUUCACAUGAAGCUGUUCAGAGCCCAGAGGAACCUCUACAUCUCUGGCUUCUCUCUCUUCCUUUGGCUGGUGAUGAGGAGGGUGACCACCCUGAUCAGCCAGCUGGCCAGCGCUGAGAGCUCCACCGCCUCGCUGCAGACACAGGCAGACAGCGCUAACCAGGUCGCCAAGCAAUACAUGAAAUACAACGAGCUCCUGAAACAGACUCUGCUGGAGAGGAGAGGAGAUGAGGCCACAAGGGAAGGAAACCAGAUGCUGAGGAAGGAGGUGGAGAAGCUGAAGGCUGAGCUGAAAGGCUCUGAAGAAGUGUUGAGGAGGUCUGAGGCGGAGCUGCAGGCCCUGAAGGAGCAGCAGGAGGGUCUGGCCCUGGAGUACGACUCACUGAUGAAGGAACACCACAAGCUGCAGAUUCUCCAGGAGGAAGGAGGAGACAAGAAGGAUCUGUAGUUCUGGGUUCACCACCAAUCAGAACCAAGCCACACCACCCAUCCUUACUGCAUGGCAUCACACGGGGGGUUCUCUGGAGACCCCUCCCCUCACCUGGCUUAUAGUGUGCGUGUGGCUUGUAAUAUGUAUGUGUGUAUGAGGAAUUUGGGUCUGUGAAUGUGUAUGUAAUUGCAGCAUGUGACCGGCGUGUGUGUGUGCUGUAAUUAGAAAGGCCCAUACAAUACUGCUGUGAGCACUUCCAUGUGUAAUGCUGUGUUUGUCUAUGCCACCAACACGCUUGAACCUGUACAAAGGGGGCACAAACUUGUACCCUGGGGUCUGGAGCAGGAGUCUACUGUAGACCACUCCUCAAGAGUUUCCACACAAAAAAACGAUGAAUAUUUUAUAUCAAUGUCUUUUUUUCUUUUUCACAUCACAUUGCAGCUUUUAUUUACAUAUGGUUGAAUGUGAAUUGCCGAUAAUAAAUACUUUCUUUUUUGUAACAGUU